Sinocyclocheilus anshuiensis is the source of this 1622-nucleotide messenger RNA. RefSeq names its product solute carrier family 48 member 1b (gene slc48a1b). Gene Ontology annotation, molecular function: heme transmembrane transporter activity; heme binding. Gene Ontology annotation, biological process: heme transport. The record is from RefSeq and is a predicted model, not a curated record. Gene Ontology annotation, cellular component: plasma membrane; lysosomal membrane. Bases 195 to 629 code for a protein of 144 amino acids. The transcript has 4 exons. NCBI's taxonomy places the organism in Eukaryota, Metazoa, Chordata, Actinopteri, Cypriniformes, Cyprinidae.
ACGGACGCAUAAUUUCACUUUCGCUCUUAUGCUUUAGCUCGGCGAAGAGCAACAAUAACACACGGCGGGUUAUGGAGCAGUAAAUGACAGUAAAUGCGUAUUGAUCGUUUGAGGCGGUCUUACUUUCCUUCAGAAAAAGCCCGGUGAAUGACAUUCCAUCAGCGCUGUCUCCAGGUGUGGAUUUGACGGCAAGAAUGGCGAUCAAUAAGACUUAUAUAAGCGUGGGCUACUCGUGUGUUGGGAUGCUGGUGGGAUUUUCGGCGUUUCUAGUGUGGAACAUCGCUUACAAACAGCUGUGGACAGCUGCGAUGGGUGGAUUAUCAGGAGUUUUGGCACUAUGGGCUCUGGUCACACACAUAAUGUACCUUCAGGACUACUGGAGAACAUGGUUAAAGGGACUGAAGUUUUUCCUGGUUAUGGGUGUAAUUUUCUCUGUGUUGUCCAUCGUGGCGUUCAUCUCUUUCAUCUGUGUCGCCGUCUCCCGCAAAGAAUCCCUCACAGAUCCCACCAGUCUGUACCUGUCGUGUGUGUGGAGCUUCAUGAGUUUAAAGUGGGCGUUCCUGCUUUCCCUCUAUUCUCAUCGAUAUCGCAAAGAAUUUGCCCACAUCUCCAUCCUCAGUGACUUUUAAAUUUACACACAAUAACACACUCGUGCCCACAGACAAACAAGCAGCUGUUACCAUUUGAAAUGGACCAGGAACACUCAAUGAGGAGAGCCAGAAAGCUUUAGUCUUUUCAGUAUAUCAGUAGAAGACGUUAGUGCACCACUUCUCUCUCCUUUCUACUACUUGUCUGUCCAGGCAGUCUAUUGUGGAUCAUGUUAGAUUGAAGAGUUUGUUGAAGGAUGUCGUCAGUGAUUUUAAAUUUUGGACUUUUUAAUGUCUAUGAUCAAAAUCAACAUUUCUGAGCCUUUUCACUUUUCAGUAUGUAUGGUUUAUACUGUGCAUUUCUGAAUGAGGUAUUAAGAGGAGUCUUUUGUGUUUCUCCUUACUGCUGUUCUCUUGAAUGUUUUUCUGCAGUCUCACAAUGAUAUAUGGACAAGUGACAGGUUUUUGUUAAGCUGGUGUAUGUAACUAAAAGACCGUUUUUUCCUGCUAUUGCAUAGCAUUUAGGUAACUAUCUAUUGAUUUUUAAAUAAGCACUUUAUUGUCUAUAAAAUGUGGUAUAACCAAUCACAAACCCUGUUCCUGUGGGAAUCUUGAGGCUUUACUGGCGAGGGAUAUGUUAUGUGGAAAUUCUCUUUUUGUUUAUACUUUCAUGACCCCAAAGCAUUAGAAAACAACAUCCAGCACACAUUUGAAGAUUUAAAUGAUUUUUGUAGCAAUUUUUUUCCUCACAAGACAAACAUGGUUAGAGAUUUUAAGUUUUAUCAUCACAUGUCUGUCACCUGUUAUAUGGCUGAGUGUUGGUUAGUAUAAAUUCAUUCAGAUAAUACAGCAUGCAUUUGUCUUGUUAUAUUAAGUUGAACUUUUUUAUAUUUACACAAAAACAUUAUUAUACUGUUAGAAUGUGAUUUUUGCUUUUGCCUGACAUUUGAGGCACUUUUGCGAGCAUAGCCAUUAUUAGCCUUUGUAUUGUUAUGAAAUCAAUAACUUUAUGUAUUUGUAAGUUACCCAUUAAUA